GCUGAGUUUAUUGGUGCAGCAUUUGUCCCCGAGACAGAACCGCUGUCACCUUCUUCCCUGACUGCGCUUGACCGAGUCCCACCGCCACCAUCAUGCCCCGGGGAAGCCGCAGCGCAGCCGCCCGGCCAGCCAGCCGCACCGCCGCGCCCUCGGUUCAUCCGCCCGCACACCCACCGCCCUCUGCUGCUGCACCGACCCCCACCCCGUCAGGCCAGCCCGGCCUGAUGGCGCAGAUGGCGUCCACGGCCGCCGGGGUGGCUGUGGGCUCGGCUGUGGGACACGUCGUGGGUAGCGCCCUGACCGGAGCCUUCAGCGGGGGUAGCUCAGAGCCUGCCCAGCCUGCCACUCAGCAGGCCCCCACACGCACUGGCCCCCAGCCCCUGCAGAUGGGGCCCUGCGCCUACGAGAUCAAGCAGUUCCUGGACUGCUCUACCACUCAGAGUGACCUGUCCCUGUGUGAGGGCUUCAGUGAGGCCCUGAAGCAGUGCAAGUACAACCACGGUCUGAGCUCGCUGCCCUGAAGAGACUGGUGUCAACAGGUACAGAUCCAUGAGCCAACCCUGCAAUCACCUUCACCCCUUCACUGACAGCCAGACCACUAUGGCAGAUUGUACCCAAGUAUUGGGGUUGGGAGUGAAGAGGGAGUUUCUCACCUCGCAGAUGACCUGAGACGCAAAUGUGCAAUUAAAAGAGUUUAUUUUUAGACCAUA
Messenger RNA from Suricata suricatta (meerkat), 710 nucleotides. RefSeq names its product coiled-coil-helix-coiled-coil-helix domain containing 10 (gene CHCHD10). The record is from RefSeq and is a predicted model, not a curated record. Lineage: Eukaryota; Metazoa; Chordata; Mammalia; Carnivora; Herpestidae. Bases 93 to 521 code for a protein of 142 amino acids. The transcript is spliced from 4 exons. Gene Ontology annotation, biological process: mitochondrion organization. Gene Ontology annotation, cellular component: mitochondrion; nucleus.